Entelurus aequoreus (snake pipefish) is the source of this 1332-nucleotide messenger RNA. RefSeq names its product GTP binding protein overexpressed in skeletal muscle (gene gem). NCBI's taxonomy places the organism in Eukaryota, Metazoa, Chordata, Actinopteri, Syngnathiformes, Syngnathidae. Gene Ontology annotation, molecular function: GTPase activity; GTP binding; calcium channel regulator activity. The record is from RefSeq and is a predicted model, not a curated record. The transcript is spliced from 4 exons. The coding region runs from base 177 to 1085 and encodes 302 amino acids. Gene Ontology annotation, biological process: negative regulation of high voltage-gated calcium channel activity. Gene Ontology annotation, cellular component: plasma membrane.
ACAUGCAGGGGCCCCCAGCAGGAUGAAGUGACUGAGAGGACACGGGAUGCUCCAUUUGACUUUAAACAGCAGAAGAGAUUUGACAUUUAUUUGACAGUUCUCAAGUUUAAUUCGACAAUGAGAGAAGAAGAAGCACAUUCUCCCUAAUUGAGCCCAAACUUUCCCGAACCGGCACCAUGAUGUCCAGUGUCCGCCGGCACAGCCUGCGCCUCCAGACCGAGCUCCUGCACCGCUGGAGCGUCUGCGACCCGGGCUCACACUUGCUCCCCGACGGUCUCCUGGCCCGCGUCCCCGCCUGCAUCUCCCACUCCAAGUCGUGCUCCAGCUCAGCCGGAGAGUCCGACGGAGGCAGCCGCGGCAGUUGGUCCUCCUCCGACUCGGUCAUCUCUGCCGACUCCGGUAGCCCGUACCGGGUGGUGCUCCUUGGGGCCAGCGGGGUCGGCAAGUCCGCCUUCGCCUGCAUCUUCUCCGGGGCCGCGGACAGCAUGGACAGUGAUGACUGCGAGCUUUGUGGAGAUGAACUGCAAGAAAAGGAGGUUGAAGUUGAUGGAGAACCUGCAACUAUAACUCUUUUAGACACAUGGGAUGCAGAGACUGACAGCGAAUGGUCCCAGGAGCUCUACAUGCAAUCUGGCGACGCCUUCCUGUUGUUGUACUCCAUAACUGACCGGGCGUCGUUCCUUCGUGCGUCAGAGCUGCGCAUCAUUCUACGCCGCCUUCGCCCUGCCCAACACACGCCCAUCAUCCUGGUGGGCAACAAGUGUGACCUGGUGCGACGGAGAGAAGUUUCCACCAACGAGGGCCGUGUCUGCGCCGCCGUCUUUGACUGCAAAUUCAUCGAAACGUCUGCAGCCAUGCAGCACAACGUGUGGGAGGCCUUCCGCGGCAUCGUGCGGCAGCUACGUCUGCGGAGAAACUCAAAGGACGCCGACGCCGCAGCCGCCGCUGCUGCCAAAUGCCGCGGCCGCCGGGAGAGCCUUCCCAUAAAGGCCAAGCGUUUCCUGGACAAGAUGGUGGCGAGGAACAAUCCCAGCAGGGCGUUCUGGCUCAAAUCCAAGUCCUGCCAUGACCUGUCUGUCCUGUAGGUCGGUGAUUGACACAUCUAGGCGAGGAUGGCAGCUUUUGGGAAAACAGAUAGUGUCAUGAGGACCGUUCAAGAGAUCACUUUUGACCCUGAUGAUGACAUGAACUGUUCAAAUGUACCUGCUGCACAAAAAAUAUGUUUCUUCUCUCCUCACUGUGUGUGCAUUCUGACUGCUAAGAUGAUAUAUUUUUUUAUAACAGCACUUAACGUAACUGCAGUGUUAAUUUAAUAAAGUCUCUUCACUGUCG